This is a messenger RNA of Iphiclides podalirius (scarce swallowtail), 213 nucleotides long. Lineage: Eukaryota; Metazoa; Arthropoda; Insecta; Lepidoptera; Papilionidae. The record is from the annotation of a GenBank genome assembly.
AUGAAUUUUAGUCCAAAGACCAGGCUAUUGUUAACAGUGAUACUAGUGUUAUGUCUACCUCUCCAAUCAACACAAUUUGAUGUUGAUGAGGAGACUUUAGAACAAAUAGGAAACCAUCAAGAUGACUCAGCCAUUUCAAAAUGGUGGAAGAUGAUAGUUGAAAUGGUGCAGAACAACUGGAGAGAAUCUGAGGCUCAACAUGAGCAUAACGAC